AUGGCACACCUCGAAGCCCGCAAACACGUUUCCCCGGACUCGGGCUUCCCAAUCACCUUGCACCCGGGAUUCAAUGCAAAGAUCAAGGACUGGGUACCACCAGAGCCUCUUCGCGAGGAGUUUAGCCCCCAAAAAGACCGUGCGUUGUUCGCCGACCCGGAAAAGAAGGCACUCUUCUCCGUCGCGAGGCGCGUGGACUUGACCGAAUCCAUCGGCACGCUGCUGGAGAACGUGCAACUCUCGCAGCUGGACGAGAAGCAGCUCGACGAACUCGCCUUGCUGGUCACCGAGAGGGGCGUGGUGUUUUUCCGAGACCAGGACCUCACGACCGAGGGACAGUACAAGCUCUUUGAACAUUACGGGACACUUGACCGACAUCCAGCUCAAAAGGUACGUCCGCAUUUGGUGAUUAAAGGCAGCCAGGAGGACCACCGUGAGAUGUUGAAGUACACUCCUUGGCCCUCAGGAGACUGGCACGCCGACACAUCCUUUGAGAUCAACCCUCCAUCGUACUCGCUGUUGCGGAUGGAAGAGCACCCGAAAGUCGGAGGCGACACUGCAUGGAUCUCGCAGUACGGCACAUACGACGCCCUGAGCAAAGCCAUGCAGAGGUUCGUCGACGGGCUGCACGCCGUCCACACUUCGAGGCUGCAAUACGACACGAUCCUCGACCUCUGGGGCGUCGGUCCAAACCGCCCGCCCAUCGACACCCACCACCCAGCCGUCCGCACACACCCUGUCACGGGCCUGAAAGCGCUCAACGUGAACGUCGGCUUCGUGACCGGUUUCGCCGAACUCAACAAGAAGGAGUCAGACAAACUGCUCGAGUUCUUCGAAUACCAUCUGCAUUCCGCCGACGACCACUCUGUGCGCUGGAAAUGGGCCGUUGGCAGCGUGGCCAUGUGGGAUAACAGAUGUACCGCCCACCGCGUCAUCCCCGGAACGUACGACAGUCCCAGGAAGGGGAUCCGGACGACUGUCUUUGGCGAGAAGCCCUAUUUCGACCCUGCAAGCCAGAGCCGUCUCGAACGCCAGCAGCAGCAGCGUGCCCAAAACGCGACGCAAAACGGUGCCGCAGGUGGUGCUACGACGAAUGGGAAUGGAGUAGGCGACGCUCAAACUCUGAGCACGCCUGCGUGA
Messenger RNA from Fonsecaea multimorphosa CBS 102226, 1140 nucleotides. RefSeq lists its product as uncharacterized. Gene Ontology annotation, cellular component: cytoplasm. The record is from RefSeq and is a predicted model, not a curated record. The transcript has 10 exons. Gene Ontology annotation, molecular function: 2-oxoglutarate-dependent dioxygenase activity. Bases 1 to 1140 code for a protein of 379 amino acids. Lineage: Eukaryota; Fungi; Ascomycota; Eurotiomycetes; Chaetothyriales; Herpotrichiellaceae.